Molecule: messenger RNA, 10171 nt
Organism: Pleuronectes platessa (European plaice)
Lineage: Eukaryota; Metazoa; Chordata; Actinopteri; Pleuronectiformes; Pleuronectidae
Gene: xirp2a
Product: xin actin binding repeat containing 2a
Exons: 10
Coding region: 284-10171 (3295 amino acids)
Biological process (GO): actin filament organization; actin cytoskeleton organization
Cellular component (GO): stress fiber; focal adhesion
Molecular function (GO): actin filament binding
Source: RefSeq, a predicted model, not a curated record
CAGGGGAGUUUACUCAGGCUUCUGUGUGUGUGAGUAAUUACAGGGCAGAGCGAGAGCGAGAGGGGAAAAACUUUUUCUGCUCUCCUCCUCUUUCCUCUAGUUUUCCCUGCGUGUGUCCGAGAGCCCGACAGACAAAGACGGACCCCCGGCCUGAUCUCCAUCUCUUCUCCUCACCCUCGUCCUACCUCCCUCACUUCCUCACCCCUGGUACAAUACACUUCCCCUUCUCAAGCCUGAAGGGGAAACGACGGAGGGGGGGGAGGGAUACGGUUUCUGGACAACAAUGGAAACUCAAUCAGGAAAUGGAGAGGAGUUGACCUCGGGCUUGGUUGCCAGUCGCGCCUGUGGGCCGCAGGUAGAGGCAGCGGGCGAGCCGGUGCUCAGAGAGGACCAGCAGGCUGCUAAGAGGAUCGAGAGGUUUCACAUCCCCCUGGAAAGUCUGAAGAAGAUGUUUGAGAAGCCGGCCGUGACCGAUACGGAAGUGACAGCCGUCCCCAGCUCCCCGUCCAAACGCCUGACGUCCAGUAUUCUCCCGUCAACAGACCCGACCAUGGCCUCAGCGCAGGACGCCUCUCUCUCUGCAGGUGGCCCCGGACGUCCCGAGGACCAGGAGGCCGAGCCGGUGUCGGUGAAAGAGCGGCUGGCCAUGUAUCAGGCGGCCGUGUCCAAAAAAGAAACCAGCGCUUCCUCCUCCGCUGCGAUGAUGGAGGAGUCGGAGGCGUGCUCGCUGCCCGGCGGCCUGGCCAGCGUGAAGAGACAGUUUGAGAACCAGGAGUUCACGUCUUCAUCCGCCCAGUCCAGCGUCACCCAGUUUCACUUCCAGCAGAAAUCCGUCCAGGAAGUGUCCAGCUCCUCCGAGGUGAUCGUGAAAAGCAGCUCCAGAGAAGUCGUCCCCUCCUCUGGAAUCCUCCACACUCAACAAGAGGUGGUCCACGAUCAAAGAAUCCACCAUAACAAUGUGGCCGGCAGUUACGGGAACCAUUACAAUGAAACAGUUAUGCUUGUCGGAGGAGAGGACCCACCAAAGGUUUCCACUCAGGCUUUGAAGCAGCAGUAUGAAAAAACCAUUGAGGAAGCGGCACCAGCCAAGGAAAUUAAGGUUGACGUGGACUUUCAAUGGGCGCCGAUGAAUCCGUCCCCCGGAGCCUCAGCAGUGACGAGCUACGACACGUCCUCCACUGUAAAGACCACGUCCUCUGUGGCGUCUUCUGCAUCAGCGGCUUAUGAGGUGACCGAGCAUUUCCCUCCCCCCCCCUCAAACUUUCUGCAGGAAGUCCCGGAGUACGCCGGCUCCUCCCAGCCUCCGGAUGCGGCCUCCCAACACAAGCACACAGUCAGUAAAGAGCAAUAUUUCAAACAGAAGAGCAUGGCCGAGCUGAAGCGCCUCUACAAACACAUCCACCCGGAGGUCCGCAAGAACCUGGAAGCAGAUUUCCUGAGUCAGCUCACCGAAGCCCAGAGGAAGGACCUGGAAAACCAAGAAUUGGUGGGUGAUGUCCAGCAGGUGUGCUAUCAUUUUGAGAACGAUGGCAACGGCUCGAGUAAACUCUCGAGCCCCGACAGGGAGUCCGUGGAUUGGGAGGAGAUCCUCAAAGGGGAAGUUCAGUCCAUGCGCUGGAUGUUCGAAAACAAGCCGCUGGAUACGAUUAAAGACGACAGCCCAGAUGAGAAUGAGGUGAGGAACAUCGCUCAGCAGGAAAUCAUCGCUGGCAAAGACGUCAGAUACACGGCCUGGAUGUUUGAGACUAAGCCCAUGGAUGCUCUCAGCACAGAGGCCGAGAAUUCAACCGAGCAGGAGGAGAAAUCGUCUGAUCUGGCGAGAGGUGACGUCCGCACGGCUACGUGGCUUUUUGAGACGCAGCCGCUGGAUUGCUUGAAUAAAAUCUACAUUGAGGGCGAGCAGGAGGCGGAUGAUGGCAUCACCCGGGACAUCACAGGAGGAGAUGUGAAAACCGCCAGGUAUCUGUUCGAGACGCAGCAUCUGGAUUCUCUCGGCAAAACGGAAACCAUCGAGGAGAGCCACUUCCUGAGCCUGAAGUCAGAGCUGGAAGAGAUUAAAGGGGAAGUGAAGACGACCACUCGCAUGUUUGAGACCCAGCCCAUGUGUGUGAUCAGGGGGGAUUCAGGUGAGAUGCUGGAGAUCACCACCAUCCGCAAGGAGGAGACCGAGAAAGGGGAUGUGAAGACGUCCCGCUGGAUGUUUGAGACUCAGCCUCUGGAUAUGAUCAACAAAGACCCUGCCAAGGUGAAGCUGAUCUGUGGCAUCUCCAUGGAGGACAACGCUGAAGGCAGCGUGAACAAAGGCAGAUGGCUUUUUGAGACGAAGACUCUGGACACCAUUAAGGAUGAAGAGUGGGAGGUCUCCAGGAAGCAAAAGGAGGAAAUCCUCGGAGCAGACGUGAGGAGACACUGUCUGGUCUUCGAGACCCAGCCGAUGGACACGCUGAAAGACAACGCCAACGCUCAACCUCUGUGCUCUGAGGAGAUCGUAGGGGGAGACGUUCAAUCAGCAAAACAUCUGUUUGAAACGGUGCCCAUGGAGAAUCUGAAAGAGCUGCUCGAAGUGGGAAAACUUCAGAAGAUGGUUGCGUCUGACGAGGAGAAGGGCGACGUGAGGCAUCAGAAGUGGGUGUUCGAGAGCCAGCCGCUGGAGAACAUCAGAGAGGAGAGGAGGGAGGUUUCCAGGACAGUGAACAUCGAAGCUCUCGAUAAGGGAGACGUCACAAACUAUAAAGAGCGCUUUGAAAGUAUGGAUUUGAGUAAGUGUGAAGGGACGCAGAGAAUUCAGGUGGAAGGCGUCACGAGUGGUUCUGUCAGAUCCAACCGAGUUCUCUUUGAAUCCACGCCCAUGUACGCCAUGCAGGACAGCUCGGGUCAUUACCACGAGGUGAGGACGGUGAGGCGGGAGGAGAUCGUGAAAGGAGACGUACGCAGCUGCAGGUGGAUGUUUGAGACGCGGCCCAUCGACGAGUUCGACGACAGCAUCAACAAGUUUCAGAUCAUUAAAGGGAUUUCCAAACAGGAGAUGGAGGCGGGGGAUGUUAAAACCGCCAAGUGGUUGUUUGAAACCCAACCGCUCGAUGCCAUUAAGUGUAAAUCCGAGGAUGAAGAAGGUCAAACUAAGGAGGGCAUUGAAAUAGAAAAAGGAGACGUGAAGACGUGCAGGUGGCUGUUUGAGACUCAGCCGAUGGACGCUCUGUACGAGAAGUCGGAGAGGAGCGAGGCGGGCGAGGAGCUGGUGCAGAGAGGGGACGUCCAAACGUGCACGUGGCUCUUUGAGACGCAGACGCUCGACAACAUACGUGAUCACACCGAGUCUGAGACCAUUCUGAAGACGUGCACGGUCAAUCAAGAGGACGUCCAGGGAAAAGACGUCCGGCUGGCGCGCUUCCUUUUCGAGACGGAGAAUCUGGAAAACCUCACGGGCGAGGACAGCAGCUCUUUCAGGAGGGUGACGGAAAUCGACAUCCAGUCUGGUGACGUCUCCCGGAUGAAGUACAUCUUCGAGAACCGCUCCUCGGACAUCAUGAGCUCCACCUCGGGGGAGACCAUGCACAGGCUGAAGACGCAGCAGGCCGAGGACAUCCAGAAGGGCAACGUGGUCAACUGCACCUGGAUGUUUGAGAACCAGCCGAUGGACGCCAUCCACGAGGACGUGACGGAGCUGAAGGAGACUCGCACUGUGACCGACGUCCGGGGGGGAGACGUGGGCAGAAGUCGCUUCACUUUUGAGACGUGCUCUCUGGAUCAAAUCAAAGAGGAGUCCUCUGAGACGGAUAUUUCAAAACUCACAAGUAUCUUUAGGGAUGAAAUGGAAAGAGGGGAUGUAAAGAACUACACCAUGAUGUUUGAAUCUCAGCCGCUGUACGCCAUCCGAGACAAGGAGGGUCACUAUCAUGAAGUCACUACGCUCACCAAGGAGGAGAUCAUGAGAGGGGAUGUGGUGGGGGCGCGGUGGCUGUUUGAAACAAAGCCGCUGGAUUCCAUCAGAGAUUCCGAGGAGGUGUAUGUCAUCAAAGCUGUGACUGAGGAAGGCAUCAACAAAGGAGACGUCAGUUCCGCCAGAUGGAGGUUUGAAACACAACCUCUGGAUGAAAUCACAGAGGAAAUAAAAGUGAGGUCAAAAACAAUCGAAGAUAUCCGAGGCGGCGACGUGAAGACGAACACUCGGCGGUUCGAGGCCGACGAGGCGUCUCAGAAGUUCAUCAGAACCGUCAGCGUGAGCGAGAUCCAGAAGGGAGACGUCAGAUCGGCCACGUGGAUGUUUGAAACCCGCACGAUGGAGGAGAUCCACGGCGAGGGCGUCGAGUACGAUGGCAUGGAGCGGGUGACAAAGGAGGAGGUAAUGAAAGGGGAUGUCAAACAGUCUGUGUGGCUCUUUGAGAAGCAGCCGCUCGACAGCAUCAAAGAGGCCGACGGCACCGAGCUCGCUGUGACUAAGGAGGAAAUCCCACAAGGCGACGUGAAGACGACCACGUGGCUAUUUGAGACCACGCCGUUCCACGACUUCAACGAGAGCAGCACGGAGAAGACAGAGAUACUGGGCAAAAGUGUCAAAGAGACGCUGGAGGAGCUGUACUGUCAGAAAAUGGUGGAUUCACAAGGUAUCCUCAUCGAGGCCGAUGAGAUCGGUGAUGUUCGCAUGGCCAAGUUCAAACUCAUGAAUCAGGACGUGCCGCAAAUUCAAAGAGAGGAGAUUAUCAAAGGGGAUCUGAGCCACAUCAUGAUGAACCUCCUGAACCGCAGGGAGGGCACGGAGAGGGGGAUAACCGUGGACGUGGAGGAGCGAGGGAGCAUCGACACCACGGUGAAGCAGCUGUUCAGCCAGGAACGAGGGAUCAAUGUUGAAAGAGAGGAAAUCAUCCGCGGUGACAUUCAAGAGGCCAUUAACAAUCUGCUCAAGAACGAGGGCUCCUCCAAGCGUGGCAUCCUGAUUCAGGAGGAUGAGAAAGGCGACGUGAGGAUGACGAUCUAUUCCCUCUUGAAUAAAGGCGAGAGGGCCAGCAUGGAGAAAGAGGACAUCGUACAGGGGAACGUCAGCCGGACGCUCCACCGCCUCCUCUCCAACUCAGGUGGGGAAGAGUCCAAGAAGAUAAAGGUCGGAGAAAUGGAGAGGGGCAACGUCAGCUUCUACUCCACCUGCAUCGAGUCCGGAGCCCUGGAUUACCUGAAACAGCUCCAGAGCCAGUCUGACGUGGUCCUGGAGGAGGUGGAGAAGGAGCGCAUCAUAGGAGGUGACAUCGUAGAGACCAAAAUCCUGCUGAGGAACAACCAGCAGCAGAUUGGCCGCACUGUGGCGGAGGAGGAAAUAGUUCCCGGUGACGUGCACAGCAUUGUUAAAGUCUUCAUGACGGAGCCGUCGGUGACCUUCAGGAACCUGGAGACCAUGGAUAUCGUUAAAGGUGACCUGAACGCAGCCCUGGAUUCACUAACACAAGCUGCCAAUCAGAGAGUGGUGAUAGAGAAAGAGGAGGUGGUGAAAGGAGACAUCCCAACGACCCUGAGGUCCCUGGAGGAGGCGCAGCAUCAGGCCAAAGAGAUGGAAAAGCCAGAAAUCGUCAGGGGAGACAUUAGAGGUGCUCUCGUGUCGCUGGAGAAAUCCGCAAGCACUAAAACAGAGGUGACCUUGGAGGAUUUAGUGCCAGGUGAUAUCAAAGGGACCCUGAAGUCGCUGGAGGAGGCCACGCAAGCUGUGAAGGAGGUGGAGAGGGAGGAGAUCGUGAAAGGAGACGUUCACACCGCCGUGCAGAACUUAUACGAGGCGUCGAGCGACAAGAAGAUUUACCAGCAUCAAGUGAGCGAGCAGGGCGACGUUAAAGCCACGAUCCAGCUUUUGCUCGAGCCGUCAGCGUCCUCCAGAAUGCAGCGGAGAGGAAGCACCGAGGGAGACGUGAAGACAUCCAUCAAGUCUCUCUAUGAAGGACAGGAGGCGUCACAGGUGGAAAAAGAGGAGGUGUUGAAAGGGGACGUUCAAGGAGCGAUUAAGUGUCUCAUGCAGAGAAAACAAUAUUCAAAACCAAAACAUAUGCAUUCUCCCAAGAAAGCAAAAGUACCCGUGAAGAAUCCAUUAACUGGAAAGCAAGGGGAGCCUGAAUGUGUGCACGAAUCCGGGAGUGAGAGUGCAGCAGUCAAUCCUGCCCCCGCUGUGAAAAACCUUUCUCAGAUCAGUGAGUCACAGAAGCACACGCAGCAGCACAACCAAAGCAAAUCAGUGAAAACACAGGUUAUAACCCAAGAGGGCCUCUCUGUUACUGUAGCCAAAACAGACAGCACCACCGGGGCCUCUCAGCUCAAGAGCACAAAGGAACAGAAGCAGAAAGCUCUGCCUGCUCAGAAAGUACAGCCGCCAAAGCCUUUUGUGAUUAAGAGUAAACCAACUAAUGAUCAGACGGAGACGAGGGCAGCUGAUGUGACGAGAGACGUGAACAUCACGUCCCAGACAAACGUCUCCAACAAGCAAACAUGUGAAUCGAAGACGAUCAGACAGGUGCAGACGACGGUGACGGAGAAAACGGUGAAGCAGAAUGUGAAAGUGUCCGAGUCCACGUCACAGAGCAAAUCUGUCACGGGAAAUAUGAAAAGUACGAAGAGCGACCGCUGCAACCUCGAUGUGAAAGUGAUGAAAAAGGUGAAGCCAGAGAUUCACUUCCCCCCUCCCCCCUUGUCACCGCCCCCACCCUCAGAGUCCGAGCUCUCCCUCCCUCCGCCUCCAUCACCCGUGCUGGAGAGCCCGGUGUCCAGCCCCAUGCAGGACACCGACCUCCCACCUCCGCCACCUCCACCCCCCGUGGAAUGCACAAAGUCUGAGGCUGACUUUUAUCUCCCUCCUCCUCCGCCGCCAACUCCACCAUCUGCAAGCGGCCAAGAUUUCCUCCCACCACCUCCCUCGCAGCAAGAGCUCAACGCCAUGCCUCAGCCGCCCCCUCCCAGCAAGCUGGGCAAACCCGUCAUCAGCAGGCCUUUGUUCAAAGUGCCCAAGCAGCCGGAAACACAGAAGCAGCCCGUGCAAGUCAAACCCAAAUGGCAGAAGAAGCAGCCGACACCGCCUCCACCUCAGCUGCCGCCCAAUCAGGAAGCAGCCAAGGAGGAGGUCACAGUUCAAGAGGUGAAAAAGGAAACGACGCAGAAGAUGGAAACCAGCGAACACAGUCAGUCUGAAUCCACGACUGUGUCAGUGACAAAAAUACCAAACGUCCCGCUUGUGAAACCAGCGCAAAAAGAAAGAAAAGCAUUUGUGCCCCCAAUCAAACUGCCCCCACCUCCUGACCCCGCCCCGGCCCCGAAGCCUCGAGCCUACGCCCGCAAAUUCAAAACCCCCCUCAUGCUGGCAGAGGAGAGAUUCCGCCAGCAGAUGAUGGAGAAAGAGGACGUGGACAAGAGUAGAGUCACCACCCCCACUUCUCCUCCGAUUAAUAUGCCCUCCUCUGAGACGUCUGUGGCCAUGGAGGAGAGCAAAGAGAAGGCAGAAGAAGUCCAGGCAGUUUCCAAAAAGGAGCUCACACCUGUGAAGAAGACGCCCUCACAGAUCCCUCUGAGCAAACCCUCCAUCUCAGUGGCCAAUAAGAAAUCAGCUGCUGCAUUCUCCAACGUGUCCUCGGAAAAAAAGCACAUCACCAGCGAGCAAUCCUCAGAGAAGAUCCUCUCCUCGGCCGAGGCUGGUCAUCAAACAGCGAGCAGACAUCUGUCUCAGUCUCAUCAUGAGGCCUCCAGUAUCCAGUCCUAUUCCAACGUGACUUCUUCAGUUCAGGAAUUCAGCUCCCAGUCAAUCUCCACCGUCCAGGAAAGUCUUCAAAGCCAGGCGGCGGUGACAGUGAAAGCUAAAGAUGUGAAGAAUAUUAAUGUGCCUCUGACACAGGAGGGGAAAAUGAGUCCUUCUCUACCAACUAAGAUCCCAAAGGUAACUCCGAGUUUCAAGGUGAAGACCUUUAAGCUGCCGACGGAGAAGAGAGAGGAGAAAGGAGACGGACAGAAGGAGGUGGUGAAAAGUGAGAUGCAUUCACAUCAGGAGAAGCACGUUGUGUCUCAGAGAAGUGAGAUCAAAGUGAAGCAGGAAAGCAAACAGCUGACGUCAGAAACAGAGGUGAAGAUAAAGCAGGUGACCCCGCCUGCGAAGGAGGUGGAGGUGGAGGUGAAGAAGGGAAAGCAGACGCCCCAGAAUGAGACGGAGGUGAAGCUGUCCCCGUCUGUUACUGUUUCAGUGCCUAAGAUGACAAAGAUAACAUCUGGAGCAGCUCAUCAAGGACCAGGCCACGUGUCUGUCUCCCACAGUCAGCAGAGCAUGAAGGAGGAGCGCGUGCACAGACAGGAGGAGGUGCUGGUGACCGAGCGCCUCGUGCAGACGCAGCAACGAAACACGGAGACAAGUAAGAUAAAGGCUGGGAUUUCAAAAGGUGAGACUAAACACGUGUUUGUGAAAGGGACGGGGAAAAUGAGUCAUAAAGACGAGGCUCAUUGUGAGGAAAUCACAGAUCUAGAGAAAUGUGAUGUCAUGCGGAAGCUGCUCGUUCAAAUAAAGGAGCUGGAGGGCACGCCGAGCAAAAUAGACUCCCAGGCUGUCAGGGCGGUGAUAAGCGAGUUCGCUGAGUGGCUGAUCGGCUCGGAGGAGAAGAAGAACUUAGCUGAAAUAGCAGUUAAACAGCAAAGUAAGAAAAAGAUGAAAGAGAUGUUGUUUUAUGUGAAAAACAUCGUUCAAACGAAGCUCACGUUUUUUGAGCAGAAGAUGACAGCCGUGGAAAAGCAGGAGAAAGAAGCCCCACCAGUAUCACUAGCACCGCCACCAGUGCUUCCAAAACCAGACAAGAAAGUUUUCUAUGCUGCGACGGCAAAGAUGUCAAAGAUCAGUUCGUCCAAAACUGAAAAGAAGGUGUUGGAGGAGAGAAAGUGGGUUCAGGAGAGCAAAGUGCAGCAGGAGCUGGUUGAUCAGCGGGUGUCGUCUCCGCUAGCCAGCAUCCGCUCCCCCUCCCCCACCUUCAUCAGCAUCGAGUCCAGGAGGGUGGAGUCUCCGCUCAGAGUGACGCCCUCUCCUCCGCCCUACAAAGCCGUCGGGACGCCUCCGCCUCCCCUCCGCAGGUCGUUCACGCCCACCUCCGCCUUCAGCCGGGCCACGCCCUCUCCCACCAUGAGCCGCUCUGAGAAGAUGAUGAAGCUGAGGGACACCACCUCCAAGCUCUCCUGCGACGCCCCCCCUCCACCCCCUGCGGUGACACCUGAGUGUUUUGCCGCCGACAGAGAGCAGUCGUCUCCUUUUGGCGACAGGGGGACUCCCGUGGAGAGGAGCGAGCAGGGGUCGGGGGAUGUCUCAGAAACUGGGGAUUCAAUGACGACGGUCCGGGACAAGAAGUCGUUCUUUGAGGAUGCCCAGAAGGCGGAGGUGAACAGGAUGUACAUGCGGAGGGAUCCCAUCGAUAUCCCAGAACGUCUGGGGCUGGAUGCGGAGGAGAGCACCGAGGCCGUGAUUAUAGAUAUCCUAAAGGAGGACCUCCCCAGAGUGGACUUGUCUAAGCUGGUGAACAGGUUUGAAUCCCCUAAAGCUAAAGUCUACGCCAGAAAGGAACCUAUCGUGAUCACAGAGCGGCUGGGGAGUGACACGGAGGACGCAGACGCUGAGCCGCACACGCCGAGGACUGAGGAGAUCCCAACAUUCAACGUUAAAGCCAUAAAGAACGUGUUCGAGACCGGAGAGCACAGUUCUCAGGCGGCCCGAGAGCUGAGGGAGCAAAUCGAGAGAAGAGAAUCCGAGUCGGGCGUCCCCGAGUCGCUCGGCCACUCUGAAACCACAUCGGUCACCGAGCAAUUCUGCAGCAUCGAUGAUGGCGGCAGCAUGUCGACAGAGAUGAGGAGUGAGAUGCAUUCUGGGAGCUCCUUGACCCGCGGCAACCCCCCGUCCUACGCCGACGUGGUGAGGGGCAGCGUUCCCACGGUGGCCGGGCCCCUCGAGGCCUCCACCGAGGAUCUGCUGAGGAGCUUCCAGGAGUCGUGGGCCGAGAGCCAGGGAGUUUUCCAGAACCUGGGUUUCAGUGUCACGGAGCAGAGGACGUCUCAGGUGGUCACGCGCCACCAGGAGACCGUGAUGACGGAAAACUCGAAUUCCAGAGUCCGAAGUGUGCAGGGCGUGUCGGAAGAGGGUCUACCCCAUGGAGUCGCUGAUCGCAGACCAACACAACUUCCAUAA